Messenger RNA from Drosophila willistoni, 727 nucleotides. RefSeq names its product glutathione S-transferase 1 (gene GstE9). The transcript has a single exon. Gene Ontology annotation, biological process: glutathione metabolic process. NCBI's taxonomy places the organism in Eukaryota, Metazoa, Arthropoda, Insecta, Diptera, Drosophilidae. Gene Ontology annotation, molecular function: glutathione transferase activity. The record is from RefSeq and is a predicted model, not a curated record. Bases 37 to 702 code for a protein of 221 amino acids.
AAGGCAACAGUUCAAGUGGAAACACACGAUCGGAAUAUGGGAAAACUAGUUCUAUACGGGGUGGAGCCAAGUCCACCAGUCCGAUUUUGUAAACUGACUCUUAAUGCCCUGGGACUUCAGUACGAGUACAAGCUGGUUAAUCUUCUGGCAGGAGAGAACAGAACAAAGGAAUAUAUGCUAAAGAAUCCUCAGCACACGGUGCCCAUGCUGGAGGAUGAUGGCAAAUAUAUAUGGGAGUCGCAUGCUAUUUGUGCCUAUCUGGUGCGCAAAUAUGCCAAAGAUGACACGCUUUAUCCCAAGGAUUACUUUAAACGAGCUGUGGUUGAUCAACGUUUGCACUUUGAGUCCGGUGUGGUAUUCCAGGGCUGUAUUCGAAACAUUGCUCUGCCUUUGUUUUAUCAAAAUGUGACGGAAGUUUCGCGCUCCAAAAUAGAUGCCAUAUUUGAGGCCUAUGACUUUCUGGAGAGUUUUUUGGGUACACAAACUUACAUGUGCGGCCCGACCUUGACUCUGGCUGACUACAGUCUGGUUUCUUCAGUGUCCAGUCUCGUGGGAUUGGCAGCAAUUGAGGAGCAACGCUAUCCCAAACUUAGCAGCUGGUUGAGGCGUAUGUCCGAGAUGCCCGAUUAUCAUUCACUUAAUGGCAAUGGGGCACAAAUGUUGAUUGACAUGUUCACUGACAAGAUUACAAAGAUUGUGUGAUUUAAUAAAGGUUAUUUGAAAAAUA